Molecule: messenger RNA, 258 nt
Organism: Lichtheimia ornata
Lineage: Eukaryota; Fungi; Mucoromycota; Mucoromycetes; Mucorales; Lichtheimiaceae
Exons: 1
Coding region: 1-258 (85 amino acids)
Source: RefSeq, a predicted model, not a curated record
AUGGAUGAUGCCAUACCAGCUAUCAAGUACGCCGCAAUACUGGUAGACUCUGUUGCGCCACCUUCUAAGGAUGAUUUCCAUGCUAUGCUUACUGGUUCCAUAAGAUAUGGUGUGUACGUUGGUGGUCCAUACGAUCUCGUGGAACGAAAAUACCGUGUUGCUAUCGAUGAAUCGUUGAUAGAAUGUGGCUGCACCGAUAAGCAAGAAUGCAAAAGAAAGCUGAAGGAUGAAAUGGAAAAUCGUUGGGAUCUCGAGUAA